AUGACUUUAGCUUUUAAUAUGCAACGGUUGGCGUUUCGUAAUUUGAAUGUUGGGAAGUACAUGUUCAAGAACGUCCCCUUGUGGAGGCCUAAGGUUAGCAUCAAGCUGGGAAAGCCCUUAACUCGCUCUGUAGGGCUAGCUAGUGCUGGUGUAGCUGCUGGUGGGUUGUUCCUGAUGAAUUGCCAACCUUCCAAGUUGAUAUUGAACGAUUCUUUAGGUGUCGCUGCCAAGCAAUAUGACGCCCGGGGGCCAUUGGAACCAAAGGUCGGCAGCAGUGCGGCUACUACAGAGGAAAGGAGGAACAAGAUAAGUAGUCACAAGCAGAUGUUUUUAGGAUCAUUAUUCGGUGUUGUUUUAGGGGUUACAGUGGCUAAGAUAUCCAUUUUGUUUAUGUAUGUUGGUAUUACAAGUAUGCUACUUUGUGAAUGGUUGCGAUACAAAGGAUGGAUUCGUAUUAAUCUGAAAAACAUCAAGUCUGUUAUUGUUUUGAAAGAUGUAGACCUGAAGAAACUGCUUAUUGAUGGGUUAUUAGGUACCGAAUACAUGGGCUUUAAAGUAUUCUUUACAUUGAGCUUCAUAUUAGCAAGUUUAAAUGCCAAUAAAUGA
This is a messenger RNA of Saccharomyces paradoxus, 606 nucleotides long. It is a transcript of the gene FUN14, whose product is annotated as Fun14p. NCBI's taxonomy places the organism in Eukaryota, Fungi, Ascomycota, Saccharomycetes, Saccharomycetales, Saccharomycetaceae. Bases 1 to 606 code for a protein of 201 amino acids. The record is from RefSeq and is a predicted model, not a curated record. The transcript has a single exon.